AUGCCUUACAAUUAUGUAAGCUUCAAGCCGCCAGUUGUUGAGUCUGAGGAGUCAAGCGAAGAGGAAAUAAGCCAAGAUGCUAGAGACGAAAUCGCCCGAAUGCGCGCCCGCCGAGCUGGAGAAAAAGGCAUCGUUUAUGUGGAGCCAGAUCAAGAUGAAAUGGAUCGUCGUCGAGAAAGACGAACGAUGAGUUACGACGAGAGGCAUCAAACUGCGCCUGUCUCCAUGAACACGAUGUACGAUCACCUUAAAAAAGGACCGUGUAAGCAAACUGGCUAUCGACCCAAAGUGCCUGUGUACGAAACGAGUUCUGAAGAAGAAGUUGAGCCGCCCAAACCGGUAGAAAAGGAAGAAGAGAAAGCGGCGAGCUCAAAAGUGGAGAAGAUUGAUAUUCAGCCUGCCACGCCUGCGAACAUAUCUCAAAAAGAUGAAAAACACUCGAUAAAAGUUGGGAGCAAAGAUCAGCAUUUAGAAAAGAAAAACAAAGAAAUUAAAUCGCCGAAGCUUGAACUGAAAGAAGAAAAACCAAAGACCCCAAGUCCGAAGACUCAGAAGAAGAACGACAUUGAAAAAAUACCAGAGAAAAAAGUACUCUUGAAGGCGGACCAAACGCAACCAAUUACGGAAACCACACCAGUAAUAAAAGAAGAACCUGCUAAACAAGUUCUAUUGGACGAAAAUGUUGUUUCUUCGGCUGUCUUUCCGCCUCAGUCUGGUACCAUAAAAUCGGUUCUAGAACCGUCUGAAUCCAGUUCAAGACCUUCUUUGUCAUCUGCAGAUGAAACCAUUAGAGAAAAUUCAUCAAGAGCGUUAGCUCCUAAAACAACAGAGAAGAAUACGACACCAAAACCUUUGCCAGAAAAAGUCGCUGCAAAAGUCUUCGAACCAACUCGAAAGGAGGAAAAGCCUGCGAGUCCAAAAUCUUCGCCAUCAGCUGGACGAACACCUGAACAGUCACCAAAGCCCAUUUCUUCUGAAAAAAUUGUUAUUGCAAAGCAAGCGGAUAAGAACAACAACUCGAAAGAGUUUGAACCUUCUUCAAAUCUAACCUCUGAAAAAGUUAUCGCCAAAGAAAAAGAACAAAAAGAAGAACUACCGAAAGAACCUGAUAAUAAACACGAAAAACCCUCCUUUCAAGAAAAUGAUAUCCCUUCUCAGCUCCUUCCAUCGAAACCACAGACUCUCUUAAAUUCGAAUCUCCUAGUUUCUACCCCUGAAAAUAAAGAUAAUAAAAUCGACGAUACAAAUGCCGCUGUCGUCAUCAAUAAGACGUAUCCACCAACACAGGAUUCUGAUAUUUUAUCAGCCGCCGAAAAAGUAUCUGAAAUCAUAGAAGAAAAACUAUAUUCGCCGCCCCAAGCAGAAGAACUUAUCGUUCAAGAUCUUCCGAAAAUUGCUGAGAAAUCCCGUUCUCCAAGUCCGUCAACAGAAGAAGCCCUGGAACCACCGCGAAAGUCGAAAAAGAAGAAGAAGGAACUCGACCUGCCAAAAGAAGAAGAGUUCUCAGACUUCGACGAAGACUUCGAAUUUGGAUUCAAAGAUUUUGAUCUUGUGUAUUACUGGACUUGGGAUGUUGCGAAUGAGACUUGCGCGAUCUGUAGGAAUAGCUUGAUGGAUUUAGACGAUUCUGAGCGAACUCUCAUCGUCUGGGGCGAUUGUGGGCACUCCUUUCACAACAAUUGCAUGGUGCAGUGGACGAAGAACAAUCCCCGUCUUGGAUUGACACAAGAUGGAGCUGCCGAGGAGAUCGGCGGCGGUAUGGUCGGCCAAUGCGAAGCUCGAGAAGCUUGCGGCCUCGUUGUUGAUCUCAUCAAGAGCAAAAAAAUGGCCGGUCGAGGUAUCCUUCUUGCUGGCCCUCCUGGAACUGGUAAAACCGCGCUCGCACUUUCGAUCUCGUUGGAAUUGGGUGACAAAGUCCCGUUCUGCCCCAUCGUCGGAUCGGAAGUCUACUCGGCAGAAAUUAAAAAGACAGAAGUGCUCAUGGAAAACUUUAGACGAGCCAUUGGAAUUCGAAUCAAGGAAGUGAAAGAGGUUUACGAAGGCGAAGUCACUGAAUUGACUCCGGUUGAAACAGAAAACCCCCACGGUGGAUACGGAAAGACAGUUUCGCAGCUUGUCAUUGGAUUGAAAACUGUCAAGGGCUCUAAAUCUCUUAAAUUGGACCCGACUAUUUAUGAAAACAUUCAGAAGGAGAAAAUUCAGGUUGGAGAUGUCAUUUAUAUUGAAGCAAACAAUGGGGCCGUAAAGCGAGUUGGACGCAGUGAUACUUUUGCGACAGAGUACGACUUGGAGGCCGACGAGUUUGUCCCUGUGCCUAAAGGAGAUGUUCAUAAAAAGAAAGACGUCGUCCAGGACGUUACUCUUUAUGAUCUGGAUAUGGCCAACGCUAAGCCACAGGGCGGCUCCAGCGAAGGCUUGGGCCUUCUUUCAAAUCUCCUCAAGCCAAAGAAAACAGAGAUUACAGAGAAACUGCGAAAUGAGAUUAAUAAGGUCGUCAAUCGAUACAUCGAUCAGGGCACAGCCGAGUUGGUUCCGGGAGUUUUAUUCAUUGACGAAGUCCACAUGCUCGAUAUUGAGUGUUUUACCUAUCUUCACAGAGCUCUUGAGUCACCAAUUUCGCCUAUCGUCGUUUUCGCAACAAACCGGGGCGUUUGCCAAGUCCGCGGUACCGAAUCAUCUAUGGGCGCCAAAGACGGUAUAUACGCUCCCCAUGGAUUGCCAGUAGAUCUCCUCGAUCGUCUGAUGAUCAUCAAAACUGCCAUGUACAAUGCGUCCGAAUUGCGUGAAAUUAUCAAGCUCAGAUCGAAAGCAGAAGGUGUUGAUAUCACCCAAGAUGCGUUGGCCAAAGUUGCGGAGCUUGGUGCGAAAACCUCUUUGCGUUAUUCCUGCCAGCUUCUUACUCCAGCCAAGAUUAUCGCCAACGCGAAUGCAAAAGAACAGGUUGACGUCGAUGAUGUAGAAGAAGCAUCGGAGCUCUUCAUGGAUUCCAAGAAAUCCGCCAAUCUCUUUGCCAACAUGGGCAAGGAUCACAAGUUUAUAGUCUAA
Molecule: messenger RNA, 3045 nt
Organism: Oikopleura dioica
Lineage: Eukaryota; Metazoa; Chordata; Appendicularia; Copelata; Oikopleuridae
Source: the annotation of a GenBank genome assembly